Bursaphelenchus xylophilus (pine wood nematode) is the source of this 572-nucleotide messenger RNA. Lineage: Eukaryota; Metazoa; Nematoda; Chromadorea; Rhabditida; Aphelenchoididae. The record is from the annotation of a GenBank genome assembly.
AUGAGUUUCCUCCGUCCCCCACCUCCAGGUACCCAUCUCACUCCUUGGGUGCCGGACCUCAUUUUCAUCCCCAUUUCUCGGGCCUUCGAACGUCUUGGUGUUUAUUUCUACAACCGAGUUAUCAGCCGUACCGAGAUUGGCCUUUAUCAGAAAGCCUACAACCCUAAGGUUCAUGGUCCUUACUGCCACUGGCGGUACUACGGAAAGCGUAAGUUUUUCUAAUUUUUAAUCUUUGUUUUAAAUUUAGAUACUAAGCGAUUUAAGAAAAAGAAUUACUCUAUACACUUACAUUAUUUAUAAAUAAUUUGUACCUGAUUUUAGCUGAAGUUAGGCUGCUCGAUGUGAAGGUUGCCGAUCUGCCAGCCUGGUUGGGACGUCGUGAAUUCAGUGUUGGCGCCGCUUAUAACGAACUGGUCAGAAACAUCUGGCGUGUCCACAACAAAUAUUACUCCGGUCCCGUCUACGGCAAUGUCGUCCAGACCAUUUUCAGAUUCAUCUUUGCCUUCUCCUUCAUCAGCUGGCUGUUCAAGCAACACCGUUACUGGGAAGUCAAGAAGCAUCUCUACCAUUGA